AUGUUCGCCACCGCGAAGCAGCGUCGGGGGUUGGUGAAGCUCCGGACGCGCAAUCGCUACGUCGGCGCGGAAACGAACGUGAUCGCUCCAUCCCGUGCUCCCUUGCCAUCGCAAGUCGACGCUUUCAAGGGCAACAGCACCGAGGAGAUCCCAGGCGCAGCGCCUGCGCCAGUGAAGCAAAAGCCGAACUUCAAGCCCACCGGUCUCCUGGCAAGAGAGGCAAACACCGUGGCCGGUACCACAACAGUGCUCAAAUACCAUGAGCCGCCCGAGGCACGAAAGCCGAAGCAGCAGUGGCGCAUGUAUGUUUUCAAGAAGAAAGACUUGCUCGACACCAUCCAUUUACACCUACGGAGCGUCUGGCUCGUGGGCCGAGAUCAGAAAGUGACAGACUUGCUACUCGAACAUCCGAGCAUCUCCAAACAGCAUGCUGUGAUACAAUUCAGACACAUUAGCACGACCAACGAAUACGGUGACAAGAGCAGCAAAGUCAAACCCUACAUUCUCGAUCUUGAGAGUGCUAAUGGGACGAAACUGAACGGGAAGAAGAUUGCCACCAGCCGCUUCGUUGAGCUUGUUGACGGCGAUGUUGUAGCUUUUGGAGACAGCGAGCGCGAGUACGUGGUUAUGCUCCCGCCACCGGAUGGCUAA
This is a messenger RNA of Baudoinia panamericana UAMH 10762, 651 nucleotides long. RefSeq lists its product as uncharacterized. The record is from RefSeq and is a predicted model, not a curated record. NCBI's taxonomy places the organism in Eukaryota, Fungi, Ascomycota, Dothideomycetes, Mycosphaerellales, Teratosphaeriaceae. Gene Ontology annotation, biological process: maintenance of RNA location; mRNA splicing, via spliceosome. The transcript is spliced from 2 exons. Gene Ontology annotation, cellular component: nucleus. Bases 1 to 651 code for a protein of 216 amino acids. Gene Ontology annotation, molecular function: mRNA binding; protein binding.